GUUGACAGCCGGCAACUUCAAUAACGCUAUGUGCAAAGCGAGUAAAUGCACGAUCGUUGAAGUGGAGGAGAUAGUUGAAACAGGCGCUAUCGAACCAAAUGACGUACACAUCCCAUCUAUCUAUUGUGAUCGCAUCGUCCUCGGCAAAAGCUAUAAAAAACCGAUUGAACGUUUGAGACUGGCAUCGGACGGGGAAGCGGAUCUUUCCCUAUCUCCUGCCAGCAGAACACGAGAAAUAAUAGCUGCGCGUGUUGCUCUCGAGUUCCGUGAUGGAAUGUAUGUGAAUCUUGGAAUAGGAAUUCCAACCCUGGCCGCUAAUUAUAUACCCGAUGGCGUAAAUGUUCACCUCCACGGCGAAAAUGGAGUCAUUGGAAUGGGUCCAUAUCCUCAAAAAGGCGAGGAAGAUCCAGAUCUCAUUAAUGCAUCAAAAGAGACGAUCACGCUAUUAAAAGGUGCAUCUAUCUUUGGAAGCGAAGAGUCAUUUGCUAUGGUUCGAGGAUCUCACAUGGAUAUUACAAUUCUCGGUGCACUUCAAGUUUCUCAAUUCGGAGAUAUCGCCAACUGGAUGAUACCUGGCAAGUUGUUGAAGGGGAUGGGUGGAGCCAUGGACUUGGUCUCUGCUCCUGGAGCCCGGGUUAUUGUAUCUAUGGAACAUUGUUCUAAGAAUGGUGAAUCAAAAAUUGUGCCUCAAUGUGAUUUGCCCCUGACUGGAAAACAGGUUGUAUCACGGAUUAUCACGGAUAAGGCAGUCUUUGACGUUCACAAACAGGAAGGAUUGACUCUGGUCGAAAUCAGAUCCGAUCUUUUGGUCGAGGACAUCGAGAAAGCUACAGCGGCGCCUUUCAAGGCAGUCUUUGACGUUCACAAACAGGAAGGAUUGACUCUGGUCGAAAUCAGAUCCGAUCUUUUGGUCGAGGACAUCGAGAAAGCUACAGCAGCGCCUUUCAAGGUGAAGAAAACUAGUAGAACUUAA
Molecule: messenger RNA, 973 nt
Organism: Haemonchus placei
Lineage: Eukaryota; Metazoa; Nematoda; Chromadorea; Rhabditida; Trichostrongylidae
Source: the annotation of a GenBank genome assembly